GGUGCUGAUUUAGUUUUUCUGUGAUGACCGGGCAUAUUAAAGACACAGUUUUUCUAUAGCAUCGGGAGCCACAACCCUUUUGAAGUUGUUUUGCUUUUACAUUUCCUAAUUUACUGUUGCAAUGCACGGUCUGGCUGGGCUCGUCUGCCUCCCGGCCACCCUGGUCCUCUUGCUCCUGUCCAGCUGCAGACCAGUCGGGGGAUAUUUUGCGGAGGAGCGCUGGAGCCCGGAGUCUCCGCUGCUCGCUCCCCGGGUCCUCGUCGCCCUCAUCUGCCGGAACUCCGAGCACUCUUUGCCGCAUUUCCUCGGUACUAUUGAGCGCCUCAACUAUCCAAAGGAUCGCAUGGCUAUGUGGGUAGCAACUGAUCAUAACGAGGACAACACUACAAGUAUUCUGCGCAACUGGCUUGUCAAGGUGCAGAGCUUGUACCAUUAUGUGGAGUGGCGGCCAAAACUGGUUCCCAGAAACUAUGAGGAUGAAGACGGUCCAAAACAGUGGACAGAUUCCCGUUAUGAGCAUGUUAUGAAGCUUCGUCAAGUAGCACUUGAGUCAGCUCGUGAGAUGUGGGCGGACUACUUUAUGUUGGUGGACUGCGAUAACCUCCUCACCAAUCCUGAUGUGCUGUGGAAGCUCAUGAAAGAGAAUAAGACCAUUAUCGCUCCAAUGCUUGAUUCCCGUGCAGCUUACUCAAACUUCUGGUGUGCAAUGACCUCAGAGGGUUACUAUAGGCGCACCCCUGCUUACUUGCCCAUGAGGAAGCGUGCACGAAAGGGCUGUUUUGCAGUUCCCAUGGUCCACUCCACCUUCCUGGUAGACCUCAGGAAAGAGGCGUCCAGGGACCUGGUCUUUCACCCACCGCACCCAAAAUACAACUGGGCUUUUGAUGACAUCAUUGUGUUUGCUUUCUCUGCUCGGAUGGCAGAUGUUCAAAUGUUUGUAUGUAACAAAGAGAUCUAUGGUUACUUCCCUGUACCACUGCGAUCCCACAAUACUUUGCAAGAUGAAGCUGAUAGCUUCUCGCACACCGUGCUGGAGGUGAACGUGCGAAAUCCCCCAGUGAUGCCUUCCAAAUACAUACAUGUUCCUAGCAAACAACUUGACAAACUGGGCUUUGAUGAGGUGUUCAUGAUAAACCUGCAGAGGCGGACCGACCGCAGAGAACGUAUGAUGAGAGCAUUGCACGAGCAGGGGAUGACUUGUAAGGUCACUGCAGCUGUAGACGGAAAAGCGAUGAAUGUCAGUGACAUUCAUGAUAUGGGCAUUCAUAUGCUCCCUGGAUACAGUGACCCUUAUCACGAGCGCCCACUAACGAAGGGAGAGCUGGGUUGCUUCCUUUCCCACUAUAACAUCUGGAAAGAGAUUGUAGAGCGAGGCUUGAAAACAUCUCUGGUGAUUGAAGAUGACCUGCGCUUUGAGAUCUUCUUCAAACGUCGCUUGAUGAACUUGAUGAGUGAAAUAGAGGAAGAAGGACUGGACUGGGAUCUCAUUUAUAUUGGUCGGAAAAGAAUGCAAGUGGACCACCCAGAGAAAGCUGUUCCUAAUAUACACAACUUGGUGGAAGCUGACUAUUCAUAUUGGACAUUAGGCUAUAUGAUAUCAUUACAAGGUGCAGAGAAGCUCAUGAAAGCAGAACCAUUAAAGAGAGUUUUACCAGUGGAUGAAUUUCUUCCCAUCAUGUUUGAUAAACACCCUGUUUCUGACUACAUGGACCAGUUUGAGACCAGGAACCUGCUGGCAUUUUCAGCAGAGCCUCUUCUAGUGUAUCCAACCCAUUACACCGGUGACUCAGGUUACAUCAGCGACACAGAAACUUCCACAGUGUGGGACAAUGAUAAGGUUCGUACAGACUGGGACAGAGCGCGCUCAGGAAAAACUCGGGAGCAAGCUAAGAUCAGCACCGAGGCACAGAACUCAGAUGUGCUCCAGUCUCCUUUGGACAGCACAGCACGGGACGAGCUAUGAAAGGAACCGAGGAGGCGCACAGGGCUAAUCACAUUAGUUUUUAAAUUACGUUUCAUUUUGGUACACUUUUCUUGCAUUACAGCAGGGAUGUGACAAGUUAAAAAGGGAUCAGGUGUGUUUUUUUCUAUCACAUCCAUUUUUACUUUUUACCUUAUAAAUGCACUAGACUUGCCAUAUGGAAUGGCAUUUGCAGUACCCAACUCCUGUCUGUCAUACAGAAAUGAACCUAUGUAUUAGAAAAGAACUUAAUUGGACUGUUAUAUUUCAGUCUUUGGACAGUUAGCUUUAUUGUCAUAAUUUGGCAUUACACUGUGAAAUGGGAUUCAUAUCCUACAAAUGAAUUAGGCUACAACAAUAUGUGACUGAGCAAAUACCAGACUUAAACUGGCAUUUAUGUCUUGAAUCUAACCAGCAGUUAGUCUAAGCUCAUUGGUCUCUGUUGUGAAAACUGCAGGAAGAGAAACAUCUGCAUAUACUUUGUUUUGAUCUUUAGUAUUUUCUCUUUCUAAACAUCCUCAUCAUUUGAAUAGUCACCUACCAACAUUUCAAGUACUUACAGCUUAGCUUUACAAAACCCAAAGAAAACUGUUUGUGUUAAUCCCUAAUCAUCGAUUUGCAGUGCUACUGUAGACUAUAAACUUUUAGUUUGUACUCCACAGUUAUUCCUGUGUCCUUUGGUACUACUUCUGUAUUGCUUCCAGACCAAUACCACCAACCAGCGGUUGACAGGGUUAUAGGCGAGGCAAACCAUUGUACACGCCUCAGACUUGGCGGUUUUGGAGGAACAUGGUUACAAAUGCCCUUCGUGGUCCCUCAGAAAGACUUCACACAGGCACAGCCAAACACAUAUCAGUUAGUCACUACACCUCUUAAUCACACUCCCACUAUUUAAUCUAAAUUUGGGCACCUUGGGUGAGAAAGACUUGAUAAACGGCUCCUGCGAGGAGAUAAGAUGUAAUGUUUGGAUCAUCUUGUUUUUUGCAGCUUAUUUGUUAUGUCUUGGUUUUGACUCGCAUGGCUACACUAAAGCUCCCAAGAAAUUGAUUUCAGCUGGUUAAUGUAUGUUCACCCACAGAUCAUUUACAAUAAUGUUUGUGGUCCAUUGUGCCAACAACAAAUAAUAAAAUGUUAUAUUUUU
Messenger RNA from Scomber scombrus (Atlantic mackerel), 3101 nucleotides. RefSeq names its product collagen beta(1-O)galactosyltransferase 1a (gene colgalt1a). The record is from RefSeq and is a predicted model, not a curated record. The transcript is spliced from 12 exons. Bases 122 to 1963 code for a protein of 613 amino acids. NCBI's taxonomy places the organism in Eukaryota, Metazoa, Chordata, Actinopteri, Scombriformes, Scombridae. Gene Ontology annotation, molecular function: procollagen galactosyltransferase activity.